UUGCGUCAAGGCUGCGGCUGAGAUGUAACGCGAGGUCUGGGCAGGAUCUUGAGUAUUUGCCUUAGAGUUUGACAUUGACAUAGAACUCAAGAUUUCAUUUUACGCUCUCAGCUGCAUCAUCAAGGGCACUUAUCUGCGAGCGUAAAGGGUAGGAUACAUGCGCAUGUGCACACAACCGUGUCCAAUGUAGGCCUGUGUUGUUUUCAAAGUGCCCCAAAGGAAAAUUUGUUUUAUUUAUUUAACAACAAAAAAAAGCAAGGAAAAGACGAACUAAGGGAAAUCGGAGGCUCAUAUGACCGCCUCCCUGGUGCUAAAUCCUCGCUGGCCGGCGGAAACUGUGAUGUUUGUGUAUGACAAUAACCUGGACGACCUUAAUAAGAACAUGGAAGGAUUCGUAGGCAGCGGGAACUUUGCAUCGGCCAGUCAGUGCCGUAAUAUUAUGGCCCAUUCGGCGGCCGCAGCGGCUCUGGGUGGACACCCGUCCGGAUUGGUGCACCCUUCCACCGGCUACUCUACAUUGGACGCCCCUGGCUCCAGCCCCAGUGAAACGGCCACGUCUUCUGGAAAACCGUGCGGCGCCGGCCCGUGUCCAGCCGCCUCGAUGCCACAUCAGAGCUCCUCUGCAGCAUCCGCUCUACCGUACAGUUACUUCGGUAACGGCUAUUAUCCGUGCAGAAUGGGGCGAGGCGCCCUCAAGUCGUGCACUCAGGCUGCCGGAGCCGCUCUCAGCUAUUCCGCAGCAGCAGAGAAGUACAUGGACACCCCGGUGAGCAGCGAUGACUACUCGAACCACCGAGCUAAAGAAUUUGCUUUUUACCACGGCUACCCGAGCCCCUAUCAAUCCAUGGCGAGCUACCUCGACGUGUCUGUGGUGCAGACCCUCGGUGCUGGGGAGCCCCGCCAUGACACCCUCCUACCGAUGGACAGCUACCAGCCCUGGGCUCUCACGAACGGCUGGGGUGGCCAAAUGUACUGCCCCAAAGACCAGGGCCAGGCGGGGCACCUUUGGAAGUCUGCUCUGGCGGAUGUAGUGGGGCACGACGGAUCGUCUUUUCGUCGAGGCAGGAAGAAAAGGAUACCCUACACCAAGCUCCAGCUCAAGGAACUGGAGAAAGAAUAUGCUGCGAACAAAUUCAUCACGAAGGACAAACGAAGAAAGAUCUCAGCAGCCACUAAUCUGUCGGAGAGGCAGAUCACCAUUUGGUUUCAAAACAGGAGGGUGAAAGAGAAGAAAUUCGUUGCCAAAGUCAAAAGCACUGCACCAUAGAACCCCUUUGUAUGCCAAUGGCCAAAAACGUCCACGAUCAGCAUCCGUGUUUUGGACAAAGAAGAACGUGGAUUUACUUCAUUUGACAUCAUAUCAAAAAAAGGGGACGACAUGACGACAUUAUACUCGACGAUGUGGGACUUGGGGUUUCAAUUCUCCCUAUAGGUUCACUUCACCGAAAGCUCUUUCACAAUGAACAAUGAUAGAAAAAAAAAACAGACUAAGAACUCGAAGAAAUGAGCAAAA
This is a messenger RNA of Gadus macrocephalus (Pacific cod), 1513 nucleotides long. RefSeq names its product homeobox B13a (gene hoxb13a). Gene Ontology annotation, biological process: regulation of transcription by RNA polymerase II. Gene Ontology annotation, molecular function: DNA-binding transcription factor activity, RNA polymerase II-specific; RNA polymerase II cis-regulatory region sequence-specific DNA binding. The record is from RefSeq and is a predicted model, not a curated record. The transcript is spliced from 2 exons. NCBI's taxonomy places the organism in Eukaryota, Metazoa, Chordata, Actinopteri, Gadiformes, Gadidae. The coding region runs from base 293 to 1267 and encodes 324 amino acids.